AUGGCUGCUUCACGCUCAUCACCUCAGGCUUUCGUCGUUGCAUCCAAGCGUACCCCCUUUGGUACCUUUGGUGGAAAGCUGAGAGAUCAUAAGGCCUCUGAGCUGGGAGGUUUCGCGAGCAAGGCAGCACUGGAUACGCUCCCAAAGGAUGUGCAAGUCGAUUCAGUGGUGUUCGGGAACGUUGUCCAAACUGACACAUCGGGUGCCUACCUCGCACGUCACGUCGGACACUAUGCCCACCUACCUGUGACAGUUCCCGCUUUGACACUGAAUCGUCUGUGUGGUUCGGGCUUCCAGUCCGUGAUCACGGCUGCUCAGCAAAUCCAGCUCGGAGAGUCGAACGUCGUCCUCACCGGUGGUGCGGAGAACAUGAGUAUGGCGCCAUACACGCUCCAUGGGUCUGUGAGGUGGGGUACGAAGUAUGGUGUGGACCAGAAGCUGGUAGACUCGUUAGCCGCGAGCUUGGUAGACCAGGUCACGGGAGACCGUGGACAUUGGAAGCCCACGCCCAUGGGUGUCACCGCAGAAAACCUCGCAAAGAAGUACGGUAUCAGCAGAGCGGACUGUGAUGCGUAUGCACUGCAGUCUCAGCAACGUUGGGCUGCGGCGCAGGAGGCCGGCGCAUUCAAAAAUGAGAUAGCGCCAAUGGAGAUUACGCACAAAAGGACGUCUACGGUCUUUGACAAAGACGAACAUCCCCGUCCAAGCAGCACUCUCGAAUCCCUCGGAAAGCUAGGCCCUGUCUUCCAUAAGGAGGAAGGUGUCGUGACUGCUGGUAACUCCUCCGGCAUCGGAGAUGGCGCAGCUGCCAAUGUCGUCGCCUCCGAGGACGUGGUGAAGCAACACAAUCUCAAACCGCUCGCACGCAUCGUCUCGUGGGGUAUCACCGCUUGCGAACCGACAAUCAUGGGCAUAGGCCCUGUCGAAGCCAUCAAGAUGGCGCUGUCUCGCGCUGGCAAGAACUUGAGCGAAAUAGGCAUCAUAGACGUGAACGAGGCCUUUGCAGCUCAGUUCCUCAGCGUCGCUAAGGGACUCGAGCUUCCCAUGGACAGGACGAACAUGUUUGGCGGCGCGAUCGCCCUGGCCCACCCUCUGGGUGCGAGCGGAGCGAGGAUCGUCGCGAACUUGGUCCAUAACAUGCAGAGGCUGGAUGUGAAGUAUGGCCUGGGCGCAGCAUGUAUCGGCGGCGGGCAGGGGAUCGCCGUUCUAUUGGAGAAGGUGUAGUACUGUUGCUAUACUAACCGGUCGCGGCUGCGGUUUAAUAUGCAAAUUGAGCAUUG
Dacryopinax primogenitus is the source of this 1280-nucleotide messenger RNA. RefSeq names its product acetyl-coenzyme A acyltransferase 2. Gene Ontology annotation, biological process: fatty acid beta-oxidation. The record is from RefSeq and is a predicted model, not a curated record. The transcript has 4 exons. The coding region runs from base 1 to 1224 and encodes 407 amino acids. Gene Ontology annotation, molecular function: acetyl-CoA C-acetyltransferase activity. Lineage: Eukaryota; Fungi; Basidiomycota; Dacrymycetes; Dacrymycetales; Dacrymycetaceae.